This is a messenger RNA of Dromiciops gliroides (monito del monte), 809 nucleotides long. Its product is annotated as spindle and kinetochore-associated protein 1-like. Gene Ontology annotation, biological process: regulation of microtubule polymerization or depolymerization; chromosome segregation; mitotic cell cycle. Gene Ontology annotation, molecular function: microtubule binding. Bases 1 to 762 code for a protein of 253 amino acids. The transcript has a single exon. Gene Ontology annotation, cellular component: spindle microtubule; mitotic spindle; outer kinetochore. NCBI's taxonomy places the organism in Eukaryota, Metazoa, Chordata, Mammalia, Microbiotheria, Microbiotheriidae. The record is from RefSeq and is a predicted model, not a curated record.
AUGGCUGGUGCAGAGCUGGAAGAUUUAUGCUCUCAUAUCAAUGAAAAAAUUUCCCAUGUUAAGAAAAUUCUGCAAUUAAAAAACAUAGGACAUGAUCCAGCCUUAAAGACUGUAUUUCAGAAAAUUAGACAUGAAAUGACUCUUCUAAAUGACCUUUUAAACAAGUUGGAGUUGGAGGUUCAAUAUCAAGAACAUGUCAGGAAUUCACUUAGGGAGUUACAAGAAUCCCUUGAUGGAAAUUACAAAGAAAUAAAUAACCUUAAGGAAAAUAUUCCUCCCCAUUUGCCCAAAGUAGUCCAGACCUGUGUAGUGGAACCAAACGUUAAUUCUGAAAAACAAGUUAAAAUUACAGCAUCCAAACACCCAAAGAAACCCCAAAAAGAGCAAAAACCAAUCAAAGAAAUUUUACUAAUAACUUCUGAUGAAUUCGAUAAUGUACCUGCUUAUAUGAAAUCUCGUCUGACAUAUUGUCAAAUUAAUGAUUUUAUUAAAGAAAUCAACAAGGCAGUGGCUAGUAAAUAUAGAAUCCUAAAUUUGCCCAAAAAAUCUAUGAAUCCUUCUAUCAGAAAUCUGUGUGACAGAUUCAUUGAAGAUGAAAACAAGGAUACCAAAGGCCAAUACUUUGUAGUAGAAGCUGAUAUAAAGGAGUUCACCAAUUUGAAAGUUGACAAGCGGUUUCAUGUGAUACUGAACAUUUUAAGGCACUGCCGACGACUCUCAGAAGUCCGUGGAGGAGGACUUGUCCGUUACGUUAUAAAUUAAGAAGUUUUGACAAUUUCACUGACAUUAUUGCAUAGACUGUUUUGUAA